This is a messenger RNA of Sitophilus oryzae (rice weevil), 674 nucleotides long. RefSeq lists its product as uncharacterized. Bases 1 to 462 code for a protein of 153 amino acids. The record is from RefSeq and is a predicted model, not a curated record. Lineage: Eukaryota; Metazoa; Arthropoda; Insecta; Coleoptera; Curculionidae. The transcript is spliced from 2 exons.
AUGAUCGAAAAUGACGAUUCGGUUGCAUUUGGGGAAUGCAAUACCACUUUAAACGCAAGUAAUCAAACCCAAUCGGAUUCUAUAACUGAUGUUGAAAAUAUUGAAAGUAAACCUUGUAGCGAAGAACAUAAAAAUGUAGUGGAAAGUCUGAAAAGGGAGUUUAGCCGUAUUGCAGAUUUAGCAAAACAUGAGAGUUGUAAUACAGAGUUAAUAAAAAAGUUUGUUGGAAGCCUAAGAGCAAUUAACACAGGUAGUCAGUUGGAUUCAUUCCUAGCUAGCAAGCAGUGUAUCAAACGAAAAACAAAAUUAAUAAAAGUCCAGCCUACAGCACGCAGUAGAAGAAAGAUACAAAAUGCUAAAAUGGGGGGACAGAGAAUUCAAAGUGGGCGCCCUUCCAGAAAAAGAAAACACAACCUGUCCCUUAAUAUCAUGUCUAAUCUUCCUAAUUCCAAAAUUCAUUAGAUGUUGCUGUGUGUUGCUUUGUGCUGUUUUAUUUUGCAGAUAUUAGAUAUAGCUCCAAUUAAAAGAGUAUCUAUUAAAAUUCAAUUUAUUCCAUUUCAACCGAUUUGUAUGACUCAGCCACGUUGUUGUGCUGCAAACGUUUAGAUUUUGGAGGAAUGUGCUGAGCUAGAUUAUAUUUUCCAAUGACGUAUUUGGGGGCGUGUCUUGUGCUG